AAUGAUUGGUGCACAACUACUUCGUCAAGCCACAUAACAAAAAGUCACAUUUAGGAGUUGCUUGUUAUAAAAUAAAAAUAAAAGAUAUUUGACUCCUCUCUACUAAAAGGGUCCAAUGAGACAUGAGCGGAGCUUGCGUCCUCCUGCAGCUGCGGACUAUUACCUCCUCCCACCGGAGACACUGGCGGUCACCACACCCGUGGUCACACCCCUCCGACUUUCAGAUGAACGGUUGUGAAAAAGAAGGUCCCCUUCAGCAGAGAGUGAGCUCCUCUUUGAAGCAGAAGGAGCCACACCCCCCUCAUGUUAAGGAGGAAGAGGAAGAAGUGUGGAUCAGUCAGGAGGGAGAGUGUUUUCUCGGGCAGGAGGAGGCUGGUCUCACCAAGUUUCCACUGACUGUUGUCUCUGUGAAGACUGAAGACCAUGAAGACAAACCACCGGAGUCCUCACAUCUUCAUCACAGUCCAAACAUCCAACGGCUGAUUGGACGUCAGGAAGAACGUGUCCCUCAACCGCAGAAGGAGAGCUUCACUUUAAAGCAGAAGGAGCCACAGCCCCGCCAUUUGAAAGAGGAAGAGCCACAACUCCCUCAUAUUAAAGAGGAUAACAGCAAACAGUCCCCUCCUUUAAAAGGGGGGGAGCCAAAGCCUCAUCAUGUUAAAAAGGAAGAGUUGGAGCCAAAGCCCCCAUAUGUUAAAGAGGAAGAGGAGGAAGUAUGGAUCAGUCAGGAGGAAGAGUGUCUUCUAGGGCAGGUGGGGGCUGAUCUCACUAAGUUUCCACUGACUGUUGUCUCUGUGAAGACUGAAGAGCAUGAAGACAAACCACCUGAGUGCUCACAGCUUCAUCACAGUCCAAGUGAUGAGAACAUAGAGGUGGAACCUUCAAGCAGCAGCUCACCAAAACACAUGACAACAGAAGCUGAUGGAGACCACUGUGGAGGACCACAAGCAGACAAGAUCUUAGCUCCACUAUCAGAUAGUGACGACAUAACAUCAGACGUUGAUGUAAACAUGGAAUCACACCUGAGAACACACACAGAAGAAAAACAUUUCAGUUGUUCAUUUUGCGGUAAAGGAUUCAUGAGCAAAUGUCAUAUAGAAGCACACAUGAGAACACACACAGGAGAAAAACCCUUUGGUUGUUCAGUUUGUGCAAAAGGCUUUGUUGUAAAAUCUAAUUUGACUAGACAUAUGAAAAUACACACAGGAGAAAAACCUUUCAGUUGUUCAGUUUGCUGUAAACAAUUCUCGCUCAAAGGUCGUAUGCAAACACACAUGAGUACACACACAGGUGAAAAUAAUUUCGGUUGUUCAGUGUGUGGUAAACAAUUUGUUUACAAAUCUAAUAUGCUAAUACACGCAAGUAAACACGCAGGAGAAAAACUUUUCGCAUGUUCUGUGUGCGGUAAAAGAUUCUUUACCAAACAUCAUAUGGAAAGACACAAGACAACACACACAGGUGAAAAGCCUUUCAGUUGUUCAGAGUGUGGUAAAAGAUUCUCUCACAGGAGUAAUAUUCAAAGACACAAGAGAAAACACACAGAAGAACAAGCUUUUAGUUGUUCAGUGUGCACCAAACGAUUCUCUCACAAAAGUAGCAUGCAAAGACACAUGGGAACGCACACAGGAGAAAAACCUUUCAAUUGCUCAGUGUGCGCUAAACGAUUCUCUCACAAAAGUAGCAUGCAAAGACACAUGGGCGCACACACAGGACAAUAACUGUUCCUUUUUGAAAGUCAAAGUCUGUUGCAGGGCUUCUCUAAAGUCCAGAUUUCGGUCCAAAAUUGCCAAUCCGCACCAAGCCAGCCCAUCUGUUCAAACUAUGUGUAUUGUCACAGUGCCCAGAAAUAUUAAAUACGUGUGUUAAAUAAAACCUCUGCCAUGUUUUUAAUUACAUAUAUUAAAGCCUACUCUAGGCUACUGUAUUUUAAAAUUGGCCAUUAUGGUGGUAAUUGGAGAGACAAGGGAUUUCUGAGGUGGUACUUGGUGAAAAAAGUUUGAGAACCACUGCAUUAGUAAGUUAGCGCUCUCUAAGCAUCUGCGUAAAGUUUGCAGACUUCCCUUUUAAAGAGAACUGUUAGAAUACAUUGGGUUGUCAAAUAGAGUGCACCUGCUGGUUCACCCGCCAUGGACCUGAUCAGACUUCAGAGAAACAGGAGACCAUUAGCACAUUUCAAAAGACUUUGUCAUAUAAUGAUGUUUAAGAAGCAUUUAAGUCCCAUCUUAAAACUCAUUUGUAUACACUAGCCUUUACAUAGAUCCCCCUUUUAGACUAGUUGAUCUGCGGUCUCUUUUCUGCUCUGCCCCCUCUCCUCCGUGGAGAGGUUAUAAGGUGAUCACUGAGGAAGCGCUAGCUUUUCAAAGUUGGGACCCGGGUGGACCACUCAUCUUUGCAUCAGUUGAUGAUGUCUCUGCGCUGCUGACUUGUCUCCACUCAAGAUGAUCCCCUGCUGGGCCCAAAUCGCUCUUGCUUCUGGUGGCUAUGAUUAUAAACAAUGUGAGGAGUCCAACCCGUGAUGUCACGCGCACAUCGUCUGCUACUUCCGGUACAGGCAAGGCUUUUUGCUCUUACUGCUGGUGGCUCACAUUAUAAACAAUGUGAGGAUGUGAGGAGCCCUCACACCGGUGACGUCACGCGCACAUACUUCCAGAAAAGGCAAGGCUUUUUUAUUAGCGACCAAAAGUUGCAAACUUUAUCGUCGAUGUUCUCUACUAAAUCCAUUCAGCAAAAAUAUGGAAAUAUCGCAAAAUGAUCAAGUAUGACACUCAGAAUGGACCUGAUAUCCCCGUUUGAAUAAGAAAAUCUAAUUUCAGUAGGCCUUUAAGCGAAUGUUUACUAGUGUUGUGUCACACCUAUGGAUCAUGUUUUGUUUUGUCAUGUUAUGUUUUUGAUUUUGGACAAUCAGUCACGUUUUGCACUUCCUGGUUUUGUUUGUUUCCAUGCCAACCUCAUUAGUUUUAUCCUAGUCAUGCCCCUGCCCUCAGUCCCGCACCUGUUCCUAAUUAUCACAGCCACUACUUAAAUCAUUUUCUUUCUGUCCAUCAUUCUGGGAUUUUUGCAUUCUGCUUCAUGCCACAUUUCUAUCACAAACCUCCACGCCUUGCCACGCUGCUAAACAUUUGGACCACGCCACGCAAGAUCCUUGUAUUCUUUCGCCUAAGUGCUGGUUUUUUUUGGUUUAUUGUUAGCAUCGUUUGUUCAUUUAUAGAUAGCCAUGCCAUUGUGCUGUUUUUGUUAACGUUUUAACAUAUAUUAUUACCCGCCAUCGAGCGUGCUUUUUGUUUUGCCUUUUGUAUUUAAGUAACAAAUAAAAAUGUACUUACA
This is a messenger RNA of Nerophis ophidion (straightnose pipefish), 3324 nucleotides long. Its product is annotated as zinc finger protein 391-like. Gene Ontology annotation, biological process: negative regulation of transcription by RNA polymerase II; regulation of cytokine production; regulation of immune system process. Bases 123 to 1718 code for a protein of 531 amino acids. Lineage: Eukaryota; Metazoa; Chordata; Actinopteri; Syngnathiformes; Syngnathidae. The record is from RefSeq and is a predicted model, not a curated record. The transcript is spliced from 4 exons.